Helobdella robusta is the source of this 3814-nucleotide messenger RNA. RefSeq lists its product as hypothetical. Bases 245 to 3610 code for a protein of 1121 amino acids. The transcript is spliced from 20 exons. NCBI's taxonomy places the organism in Eukaryota, Metazoa, Annelida, Clitellata, Rhynchobdellida, Glossiphoniidae. The record is from RefSeq and is a predicted model, not a curated record.
UAUUUAAUUUCGUUUUUGAUUUGAUCAAAAUUUGUUAUAGUUCACGAUGUCGAGAAAAUGUUUUUCGUUUGGUUUUAUGUCUCAUUUGCCCGAUUUGACGAUUGCCAAUAAAAGUUUUAGGCUGAAUGCCUGCAACGACUGGCUGGCGCGUCGUUAGAUUAAAACAAAGUUGAUAUUGUUAUCAAGUUACUGGGCAGCACUUUUGUCUUGACCCAUUCGGUUGCUAUCAGACAACACUUUGAAAAUGUCUUCCACCAAUCAGCCACAUGUGUCACUUGACAACGCAUCUACUAUUGAGGGCGAGAAGGUUGAGAAAGAAGUUGAUAAGGAUGUAGAAAUUGUUGAUGACUCCACUACCAAACCAAACAAUAAUGCAGCUCUUAAUAAUUCAUCAACAAAAUGUAAGUCAUCUGAUGGAAAAAGGAGACUGAGUAGGUUAAAGGAAAAAGGUGUCAAAAAGGCAAAUGAGAAGCUUAGCAAGCAACUGCAAUGUGUCGUAUGUUUGAAGAAAACUCGCUGCAAGUACAACAUUUUGAGGAAUAACGACACAAAACAUCUUUGCGAUGAUGUCUGCUUCAAAACUUUUAAAUCAAAUCCUGCUUCUUAUUUAGCAUUACCCUCGUCAUCAUUGUUGGCUCAGUCAUCUACCGCCACUCCAACCACCCCAACCACUUCCUCCAGCUCGACCACAACCAGAAAUCCAAACCCACCAAAGACAUGUGACUCUUGUCAGCAACCUGUCCCUGGUUCAGGCAAAGGCAUCACGUGGAAAGUUGGACCUUAUUUCAAAACAUUUUGUUCAUCGACCUGCUUGGAGAAGAAGAAGGGACCAGCGAAAGCCUGUGCAUUGUGUUUCAAGAACCUGACAAAUGAUGGGAGUGCUUUCGUAGCUCCUGUGACCAAUGAAGGUCUCAAGGACUUCUGCAGCCACAAGUGUCUCGCCAAGUAUGAAGAUUUUAAUAUAAACAAGCAAAAAGAAGAAGAUAAGAUAAAAAGCCUUAGCUCGGAUGUGCUGACCAACGCCAUAAACUUAUUAACCAAAUGCUACAGCUGUCAAAACAGCACAAUCUGCAAGUUUGAAUUGGGCAAAGGAAACCUCUUGAAACGAUUUUGCAGUGAUAAGUGUGUGCUGGCAUUUAGGGUUUCAGAGAGAUGUGAGAUGUGCAAGUGCACCUUAAACUCAAACAACAAAAAGUUGACCAAGUUGUUUGAAGGUGUUGAUUAUAGUCUAUGCAGUGUUACCUGCCUCAACACGUUCGUGGCGAAACAUCACAAGCUGGUUCCAUGUUCAUGGUGCAACAUUAGGAAGAGUUGUUUUGAAAUGAUUGAAAAACAAGAUGCCAGCAACAGCAAAGUUCAAUAUUAUUGCAGCCUCAACUGCCUCUCAUUGUACAGAGUCAAUGUGCAAGCCAACUCUAAUGUUAAAGUAACAUGUGACUACUGUAUGAAAUUCGCACCGGCACAGUACCAUCUGUCAAUGAGUGAUGCAUCGGUCAGGAAUUUUUGUGGCUACCCUUGCGUCCUGGCUUUCCAGAACAAGUUCGUAGAAACAAAGGGACCAGAGUCAGCAACAAUAAAAAUAUUAUCUACGUCGUCGGCAACUAAACCAUCAUUUACGCUACCAACUGCUAAGACGUCGACCACAUCAUUAGCAGCUAUGACAUCAUGUACAUCGUCAGCUACCACUGCUGCAACUAACUGUGUGGCUCCUGAAAUCAGUGAAGAAGCAAGCAACGAAGAAGGGCUCUCAGCCUGCAAAGUCAUCAUAAAGCCUCCACCUCCGAAGGAAGUGAAGAACAAAGCAUUAAUCUGCAAACCAAUCAUUCAUACAAAGUUCACCCAGUGCAAGAUCCACUGCGCCAGCAAAUCUACUCAGACAGAUGGGGAAUUGUGCCCUAAGAAAAUUAUCGUGCCUGUGCCUGUGCCGAUGAUGUUGCCAACCCCGAUGAACAUGUACACCUCGCCCACGCCAUACCCCGUCAUCAUUCCGGUACCCGUCCCUGUACCGUGUUUCAUACCUACAACCAAAGCCUCUGCUCAGGGUAUCAUGAAAAAGAUCAAGGAUUUACAAGAAAAGUUGCCAUCGGAUCCCUUCCAAGCUGAACUACUGAUGAUGGCAGAGGCAGUGGCAGGUGUCAGCAAGGCAUCGGAUAAUGAGGAGGAUGACGAAGAGGAAACUGUCAGUGCUGCUCACAACAAUGCUGUAGAAGAGGACAUGCUGACAAUUGCUUUGAGGAUGGCUAGUGAGAUGGCAAGGGAGCAGGAUGUCGGCUCUUCUAACAUGAGUGUCACCAACAAGAUAAAUAGAAAUCAUGAACUAGUUAUGAACACGUACAGCACGAUUGACACAACGUCAGAUGUUAUUCAGCACAGCAUCAUGACGUCCGAUGCAGGGUUGAAUGACGUUAGAAGCAGGGGCGUCAAAAGGAAAUCCAGUCAUGGUCAAAAGAGUAGGGUAUCAGUCAAUAACGCCACGACCGCCAAUAAUACGAUUAUGAGCAUGGCCAACAAUAAGAAUCCAAUGGAGCACAGUGCCAAAAAAUAUAAAAUGGAUGAUGCAUCAGUCAAUAGCUACCAACAACAAUCUCUUAAGCAACAACAGCAGCAACAAGUGGAACCUAUAUCUGAUGCUUCUUAUGUUUUGAAGUUCUCAUACGGCGUGAAUGCUUACAAGCACUGGGUCGGUCAGAAAAAUGCACAAAUAGAAGCAUCCUACCAGCAGUACAAGAGGCUGCAUCCUUCGGUGGCGCUUACAAGGGGACCAAGAUUUUUUAAAUUAGACCUGCUGCAUGCUCCCUCCGUCGAGUUGAACCAGGCGUUGAGCAUGUUCGUAAAGGAGGUCAGAAAACCAAAUGGAGAAGAUUAUGCACCAGAUAGCAUUUUGUAUCUCUGCUUGGGCAUUCAAGAGUACAUGUAUGAAAAUGGUCGGAUAGACAAUAUAUUUACUGACUACUUUUACGACAAAUUUAAUGAGAAUCUGAAUGAGAUACUAUCUCAUUAUGAAGUCAGACUCAAUGCUCAAGGUAUGCUGGUGUGCCGGAUCGAAGAGGAACAUUUAUGGGAAUCAAAGCAGCUGGGAGCUCACUCGCCACACGUCCUGCUCAACACAUUACUCUACUUCAAUUCUAAAUAUUUCCUCCUCAAGACACCGCAAGAGCACGUCAACCUUUCUUUUUCAAACAUCGUGAAACACUGGAAGAGAUCAACUACAUCAAAUGGCAGGCAGGGCAAAAGUGUCUAUCUGCGGUAUUACAUGAAUCCGUCUCAUGCCGUGGCCUCUAUGAGUGGAUCAGCUGUAGGGUCAGUUGACAAGAAAAAAGUGAAAGAAGAUGCCGCAUAUUUAGAACAAGCUGAGAAUGCAGAGAAUCCUCUGAGGUGCCCGGUUAAACUAUACGAGUUCUACAUUUCCAAAUGCCCAGACAGCAUUAAGAACAGGACUGAUUUGUUUUAUUUAACACCGGAGCGAUCCUGCGUACCGGACAGUCCCGUUUGGUACUCGACACAACCUCAAAACAUAGAAAACAUCAGCAAGAUGUUCAACAGACUGAGAGUGGUGAGGGAAGUACAGGAGGCUCACCUCUCCAACAUGGCUCCUACGUACCAUGCUUGAUGUUACAACCUGCCGUGUGCUGCUGCUAUGUCGUUGUCUCUGACGAGGAAAUGAUGAACUGACAAUGUUGUUUUUUAUUAUAUAUUUAUAUACACGCACGCUUACAAACAGUAUAUACACACGUGCUUUGUUGUUUAAAAAAUAUAGUAAUACGCAUGUAUGCAUACAAAAUUGUUGACUUAAAUAUAAGAUUUUGUUUUGGUA